UCAAUAUUCUGAGUGAAUGAAAAUAGAGGGUACUUAACAAAAACAACAACGACAACAACAACAACAGCAACAGCAACAAAAACAACUAUGAUUUACGUCAUGCAGACAGAUCAAAGGGGGAUUCCCCCAUGAUGUCCCCUAUGAGCAUGCAUGAUGAGCGCUGCGUGCACGGACUUUGCACUAGGAAGCUAUCGUAUGUAGGUCUGUACUGUAUACACGUACAGUACAGUGCAGUACAGUGGCCAUGGUAUGCUGAGGGUGCCGUACCACAAGGAUACGGGUGAUCUACUAUGAAUUACAGCGUGAAAGUCUACUAUAGUACUACAAAUAAGUAUUCUAUCAUUGACACAAUUGCAGUUGAACUCAACUAAUUGUACACCUUCCAAUACUCAUUCUCUUGCAAUUUUAAAGGGAUCUUAAUCCGAAUGGAUCGGACUCUAAAACACAACGAUCUGAUCAACAUUUGUAAGUUGAUCCCCGAUGGUACUUUAUCCAAACUGGGAGUGUUUCUGGAAUUCAAUCAUUUCGAAAUUGAGACUUUUCGGAAGGAAAAUGAGCAAGAUUCAUUUAAUAUGAACGGAACCUUCCAAAUGUUGAGAUCUUGGACUGACAAAGAUGGAUCGAUAGAGAGGUUGAAAGAAGCUUUGACUAAAACUGGUUUGGGGAGUGUCUGUGAUCAGAUUCUGGCAGGUAAAACAGGACAACUGAAGGAAAACAAACAAGGACCAAGUGCGUCUGCUGAAACAAAACUGUUUACGGCUGAUACAAAACGACACCUGCCAGCUCAAGAUCUCCCGCCAGCUCAGCCCGUCCAGCCUGCUCAGCCCGCUCAGCCUGCCCAGCCCGGCGACGACAGGGGCAUCGACGACGAAACCCUCAGAAAACUCGGCAAACGCCUCUUUACCGGCGUGGACGAACUCUCAAGCGCUCUGGGCGUUCAGUAUGCGGAUCUCAAGAAAUACAAAGCAAUGAACUACGUAACAGGAGAAGUGACCGCGGCCGGUACCAUUGAGAUGCUCUUUAACUGGAGGGAAAAGAUAGAGCCAUCCGAGCAAAGAGCAAAACUUGGACAAGCUUUGCAGAAAGCACGACUCAUUCGGGUCAAGGAGGAAUAUCAUUUAUAACGACCAAAGUGAACUUCAAAUGGAGUCAAUGGACCAGUGCCCUUUUUACUGCCUUGACUUUGUGUGCAAAGAUUAAGUGACAAAAUAUGCAAACGAGAUGCGGUAUAUCUUAAAUGUUUUACACUUGAUUGCAAAGAGUUUCGAGGAAUCUACUCAAAUGAAAUAUCAGUACCCUUUUGUAUAUACAUAUCAAUGAUGUUUAGGUUGAUUACAUAAGAAGCCAUUGUGCUGUUAGCAGGUUUCAAAAAGUGAUGGACAAGUCUAUUGAACUUGCCCAAGGUACAUUUCUCUUAAAGUAAUUUUGCAUUCAUGUUAUCUAAGUUGGGACAAGUGACAAAGUAUUCUUUGAGUCUUGGACCCAAUGGGCCAUUGUUUAUAAAUGAAGUAAAAUAUCAGAGUAACACCUGCUGUAAAAUAACUUGGAAGUGUAGAAUUGGGAAAUUGUCCUACCUAGAAACAACUAAUGUAUGUAAUUUUAAUUCUGACUCUUGAGAUACAUUUAUUUGUUACGGAUGAAUGAAAUCUUUCGUAUUGAGGCGCUUCACAAAGGCAUAUGCAUAAAUUUGGUUACAUAACGAAAAAGGCCUCUUCACUCACUACUUUGGACUGGAUUUCACUCUAUGUGGUGUGGUCUCAACUCCAAAGGAAGUGAUCCCUAUUAUGGCUGGUAGAAAAGUGAAUUCCUUUACUGUGCAUCAUUAGGAAUUAAUAUUAUGUA
Molecule: messenger RNA, 1842 nt
Organism: Strongylocentrotus purpuratus (purple sea urchin)
Lineage: Eukaryota; Metazoa; Echinodermata; Echinoidea; Camarodonta; Strongylocentrotidae
Exons: 3
Coding region: 426-1124 (232 amino acids)
Biological process (GO): signal transduction
Molecular function (GO): protein binding
Source: RefSeq, a predicted model, not a curated record